AGACACAUAUAGUGACUUGUGAGACCUUUUGAUUUAGAGAAUGGACAACAGGUCUCUCCCUUUUUACUUUAACCUCACCAUGUUCAUGAAUAUUGGACACCAGCGUUAUCCAGCCUUUGUCUUUUGCCUCCUGCUCUACAGCUUUAUUGUGUCUGCAAAUCUUCUCAUAAUCUGCAUAAUAUCAAGGGAGCAAACACUGCAUGAGCCCAUGUAUAUUUUCAUUGCAUUUUUAUCUGUCAACUCUGUGUAUGGUUCUACUGGUUUCUUCCCCAGAUUCCUCAUGGACCUUCUGUCUGACAGCCAUUUGAUCUCACGUCCACUUUGUUUCACUCAGAUCUUUGUUGUUUACACUUAUGCUUCUUAUGAAAUGACUAUUCUGAGCAUUAUGGCAUAUGAUAGGUAUGUUGCUGUUUGUCAUCCUUUACACUAUCACAGAAAGAUGACAUCUAAAACUGUCUAUACACUGGCAUUUUUUGCUUGGGCUUCUCCAGCCUGUAACCUUACAGUAACCAUUUAUAUGAUUGUCAGGCUUCCUCUCUGUGGUAACAACAUACAUAAGGUAUAUUGUGCCAGCUGGAAUAUUGUAAAAUUAUCAUGUGUUACUGAUGCUGUUAACAGUAUUGUUGCUAUGCUGGGGGCUGUAAUUGUAGCCUUUCUUCCUUUUGCUUUUAUCUUGUACACUUAUCUGAGAAUUGUGGUUGCUUGUUGGAAAAAGUCAUCAGAGGUCAAGGGAAAAGUAUUACAGAGUUGUCUUCCACAUGUUAUUUCAUUCAUGAUUUAUUCCAUCACAUCAUUUAGUGAUACAGCCCUGAGCAGACAAAAUCUCGAUGAGAUAAAUCCAUUUGUGGCUGUGAUUUUGUCACUAGAAUUUGUUGUCAUCCCUCCAUUUCUGAAUCCUCUUGUGUAUGGCCUUAAAUUACCAGAAAUUAGAAGACACAUUGUCAAGAUAUUAUGCUUAAAACAUCAAACAAAAAUGAAUGUCUGCAGACCAUUACCUACUGAGUCUGCACUGAUCCUGUGAAUGUUCUGCAUUAUUAAACUACCUACGGCGACAAACAAUGGAUAAAAUCUGUAUUAUCUCAGCAAAAAGACAAACAAUUGUGGUGUCCUUAUCAGCUUUAUUAAACUAUGAUGA
Scatophagus argus is the source of this 1135-nucleotide messenger RNA. RefSeq names its product olfactory receptor 10A3-like. Gene Ontology annotation, cellular component: membrane. NCBI's taxonomy places the organism in Eukaryota, Metazoa, Chordata, Actinopteri, Scatophagidae. Gene Ontology annotation, biological process: G protein-coupled receptor signaling pathway. The transcript has a single exon. The coding region runs from base 41 to 1021 and encodes 326 amino acids. The record is from RefSeq and is a predicted model, not a curated record. Gene Ontology annotation, molecular function: G protein-coupled receptor activity; olfactory receptor activity.